AGAACCCGAGCCCUCCUGCCCCAGACUGGGUCCCUGCCAACCCGUUAUCCUUCACUCCACCUGAGUUCCGAGUAAGGAACGGGGGCCAACCUGGGAGGACCCCUGAUUCCCUCCCCCAGGGCAUACAGAGCCUGAACCUCCUCCCUUCCCCCAGCUCUGUUCGGGGGUAGGGUCUUCGUGCCCGCUCUCUGACAUCAGUUCAAGACAUAACUACUACUUAAUCACCUCCUGCCCCGCCCGGACCCGCCUUUCCCUUGCGCCCAGAGGACACAGUCUGGGAUCAUCCUGCUGCCCUGAACUCCUUCACAGACUCCCACCCCCAACACUUCUCUCCCGUAUAGGACAAAGCUUGGGGUUCAUUCUCCUUCCCUGGAUCCCCCCACUCCCCUAACCCCAGUCCCCAGGCUUCCCCAAUCCGGGGGACUCAGCGCCGGGACGCUGCUAUGGACGACAUUUUCACUCAGUGCCGGGAAGGCAAUGCUGUUGCCGUGCGCCUGUGGCUGGACAACACGGAGAACGACCUCAACCAGGGGGACGAUCAUGGCUUCUCCCCCUUGCACUGGGCCUGCCGAGAGGGCCGCUCUGCUGUGGUUGAGAUGCUGAUCAUGCGGGGGGCACGGAUCAAUGUAAUGAACCGUGGGGAUGACACCCCCUUGCACCUGGCAGCCAGUCAUGGACACCGUGAUAUUGUACAGAAGCUGCUGCAGUACAAAGCUGACAUCAAUGCAGUGAAUGAGCAUGGGAAUGUGCCCCUGCACUAUGCCUGUUUUUGGGGCCAAGACCAGGUGGCAGAGAGCGGGCAGAGAAGAUGGGCCAAAAUCUCAACCGUAUUCCAUACAAGGACACAUUCUGGAAGGGGACCACCCGCACUCGGCCCCCUAUGGAAGGGCCGCUGGCAGGGGAACGACAUUGUCAUUAAGGUGCUGAAGGUUCGAGACUGGAGUACAAGGAAGAGCAGGGACUUCAAUGAGGAGUGUCCCCGGCUCAGGAUUUUCUCGCAUCCAAAUGUGCUCCCGGUGUUAGGUGCCUGCCAGUCUCCACCUGCUCCUCACCCCACCCUCAUCACACACUGGAUGCCAUAUGGAUCCCUCUACAAUGUACUACAUGAAGGCACCAAUUUUGUUGUGGACCAGAGCCAGGCUGUGAAGUUUGCUUUGGAUAUGGCAAGGGGCAUGGCCUUCCUUCACACAUUAGAGCCCCUCAUCCCACGACAUGCACUUAAUAGCCGUAGUGUAAUGAUUGAUGAAGAUAUGACUGCCAGAAUCAGCAUGGCCGAUGUCAAGUUCUCUUUCCAGUGCCCGGGGCGCAUGUAUGCACCUGCCUGGGUAGCCCCUGAAGCUCUGCAGAAGAAGCCUGAAGACACAAACAGACGCUCAGCAGAUAUGUGGAGUUUUGCAGUGCUUCUGUGGGAACUGGUGACACGGGAAGUACCCUUUGCUGACCUCUCCAAUAUGGAGAUUGGAAUGAAGGUGGCACUGGAAGGCCUUCGGCCUACUAUCCCACCAGGCAUUUCUCCCCAUGUGUGUAAGCUCAUGAAGAUCUGCAUGAAUGAAGACCCUGCUAAGCGACCCAAAUUUGACAUGAUUGUGCCUAUCCUGGAGAAGAUGCAGGACAAGUAGGACUGGGAGGUCUUUGCCUAAACUCCAGAGAUGUCAGGACAUGGUUGGGGAAAUGCACCUCCCCAAAGCAGCAGGUUUCUGGUUGCCUCCCCUGCCUCCAGUCAUGGUACUACCCCAGCCAUGGGGCCCAUCCCCUGCCCCCAUCCCUUACGCUGUGGCCCCAAAAGGGGCUGGGCUCAGAGCUUUGUCACUUGUCACACGGUGUCUCCCAACAUGGGAGGGAUCAGCCCCGCCUGUCACAAUAAAGUUUAUUAUGAAAACAG
Messenger RNA from Lemur catta (Ring-tailed lemur), 1882 nucleotides. It is a transcript of the gene ILK, whose product is annotated as integrin linked kinase. Gene Ontology annotation, cellular component: stress fiber; focal adhesion. Gene Ontology annotation, molecular function: protein kinase activity; protein binding; ATP binding. NCBI's taxonomy places the organism in Eukaryota, Metazoa, Chordata, Mammalia, Primates, Lemuridae. The transcript is spliced from 10 exons. Bases 444 to 1619 code for a protein of 391 amino acids. The record is from RefSeq and is a predicted model, not a curated record. Gene Ontology annotation, biological process: substrate adhesion-dependent cell spreading; integrin-mediated signaling pathway; cell-matrix adhesion.